AGCGCCCGGCCUCCCUCCUUCCCUCCCGCCCGGCGCCAUGUGGGCAUAGUCCAGCCCCGCUUCCUCCAGAGAGAGCGAGAGAGAGAGCGAGAAGGCGCCAUGGCCGGCGAGGUGGCGGCGCCGAGGCCCAGCGCCCGCCUGCCCUCCUCGUCGCCCGCGCGGAAGGACUUCUACUGGCUCCGCUCCUUCGUUGCCGGAGGUGUUGCAGGGUGUUGUGCCAAAACAACAAUUGCACCGUUGGAUCGAGUAAAGAUUUUAUUGCAAGCUCAUAAUCAUCAUUACAAACAUUUAGGUGUGAUUUCUACAUUGUGUGCUGUACCAAAAAAGGAAGGUUACCUAGGAUUGUAUAAAGGAAAUGGAGCAAUGAUGAUUAGAAUCUUUCCAUAUGGUGCCAUUCAGUUUACAGCAUUUGGCCAGUAUAAAAAGAUUAUUAAAAAUGAGCUUGGCGUAUCUGGGCAUAUUCACCGGUUAAUGGCUGGAUCUAUGGCAGGUAUAACUGCAGUAAUUUGUACAUACCCUCUGGACAUGGUGAGAGCACGUUUGGCAUUCCAAGUAAAAGGAGAUGACAAGUACACUGGAAUUAUUCAUGCAUUCAAGACCAUUUACACAAAGGAAGGUGGUAUGCAAGGAUUUUAUCGAGGACUUACACCAACAAUAGUAGGAAUGGCUCCAUAUGCAGGUUUCUCAUUUUUUACGUUUGGUACCUUAAAGAGUGUGGGACUUGCCCAAGCGCCUGCCCUCCUCGGGAGGCCUUGCUUAGAUAAUCCCGAUGUCUUAGUUUUGAAAACUCAUGUAAAUUUGCUGUGUGGUGGCAUAGCUGGAGCAAUAGCACAGACAAUAUCAUAUCCUCUUGAUGUAACACGAAGGCGAAUGCAGCUAGGAGCAAUUCUUCCAGAUUCAGAGAAGUGCCUUACAAUGAUACAGACACUGAAAUAUGUUUAUGGAAACCAUGGAAUACGAAGAGGAUUAUAUAGAGGAUUAUCUCUGAAUUACAUUCGAUGCGUCCCUUCACAGGCUGUUGCUUUCACCACUUACGAAUUUAUGAAGCAGUUUUUGCACCUCAAUUAAAGACUCUGAAGUGUAACUGAAAAAUAUUUCACCUGUUUUCAUAUUGCAUUUCAUGAUAAUUUCCCAUUUCAAAUCAUUAUUGACAAAUUGCUGGUAUUUAUAGUACUUUCUUUAGUUAAAAAUAUGAAGUAUAAAUUGAAUGUUGCUCAGUAAUGUUGGAUUAAGUAGUUGAUAUGCAUAUAAUAUAUAAAGAUCUUUGGGGGAAAUAAAAAUGGAGCAAACUUGUUACAAGAAGGAAAAUACUUUAUAGUGGUUGCAGAGCAUUGCAUUUUUAUCCUAUUUUGAGGUUUGCUUGUACAUUUUUUAAGGAUUUAUGUAUCCACUUUUUUAAAAACGUGCUUACAUACUAUCACUAAAAUGUAAUAGAGAUCACUUGGAGAUGCAUAUGGAAAGUCUUACCACUGCAUUUGGCAUUUCGUUUACGUGAAACAAGUUCAGGGGUGAGGUAUCAUUCUUAUUGCACAAACUACUUACUUUCGAGUCCGUUUUAUAAAACCCAUUUGUAGGUUAGCAUUUAAUUUUUAUUAUAAUUUUCUAAUAGGUAGAAUGUAGACAACAUAAUGCUUUAUUUUUGAUACAAACUUCCUUGGCUGGGAUACAAAAUGGUGCAAGCCCAAUUGAAUACUUGACUUCGUUUUCUUUGAAUAACUGAUUCUUCCUACCAAAUUGCUUUUGAAAUUCCCAUAUGUCUUGGUGUGAUGCAGGAGAUACUACUAUAAGCUUUUCAAUAUUGAGGGGAGGUGUUUGGUCCUUCUCUCAAUAUCGCCCUAUUUCAGCUGCUCUUAGCUCUUUAGGAUAGAGGG
Molecule: messenger RNA, 1871 nt
Organism: Anolis sagrei ordinatus
Lineage: Eukaryota; Metazoa; Chordata; Lepidosauria; Squamata; Anolidae
Gene: SLC25A16
Product: solute carrier family 25 member 16
Biological process (GO): mitochondrial coenzyme A transmembrane transport
Cellular component (GO): mitochondrial inner membrane
Molecular function (GO): coenzyme A transmembrane transporter activity
Source: RefSeq, a predicted model, not a curated record